AUGCUUCAAAGCCUUAUUAAGAACGUUUGGAUCCCCAUGAUGCCCUACUAUACCCAAGUUUACCAGGAGAUUUGGGUAGGUAUGGGGUUGAUGGGCUUCAUCUUUUAUAAAAUCAGGAGUGCUGAUGAAAGAAGUAAAGCCUUGAAAGCUUCUGGUCCUGUGCCUGCUCAUGGUCAUCAUUAACCAGCUUUCUUUGAAUGGGAUGUUGGUCUGUCUAUGUUGUAG
Orcinus orca (killer whale) is the source of this 225-nucleotide messenger RNA. Its product is annotated as ATP synthase subunit ATP5MJ, mitochondrial-like. Gene Ontology annotation, cellular component: mitochondrion. The transcript has a single exon. The coding region runs from base 1 to 183 and encodes 60 amino acids. Lineage: Eukaryota; Metazoa; Chordata; Mammalia; Artiodactyla; Delphinidae. The record is from RefSeq and is a predicted model, not a curated record.